GGCGAUGCCUAGUUUAUUUUUGCGGUAAAAAAGACCGUGUAAAUUUUCUUUUGUGACACCCUUUAGUGCGGUGGAAAGUGCUCAUUCGGGGCACAAACUUACGUAAAAGUCUGUCCCCGAAUGAGUUCAAACAUCUACGUUCUUGCCCGUGUCCUUGCGCUCUUUUAAAUUUUUAUGCACAAACUUAUUCGAUUAAAGUUUGGAGCUGCAGCCUCAACCCUUUUUCGAAGUAAAUUACAAAGAACCGCAUCGCGCUAACUCUGUUACACGGCCUACCUGGCGGUACGCCGUAUUCGAGGUGUGCUUUUCUCCGGGAAUGUCAAAAGACUGAUGAGUUUUUCUCCGGACCCGCACAAAAGUGGAAAACAAGAUGUUUGCCAAAAGAAUCCCGUUCGUCAUACAUCGAUGCUUGGCACAACGGACGUUUCAAGCUGCACAACUGAAAUUGUCCAAGUCCUACACCUCUGAUGCGUCAGUGGACAAGCAUCACUCGUUGACAUCUCGAAGCUCGAAGUUGGCGCUCACUUCUCAAACGACGCUGAAGGAUGCUGACAUCAUAACGGAACAGCUGCACAAGGCCAAGUCCAUCGACAAGGUCCUCGAGCUUGUUAGCCAGCACCACGGUGUGAUGAAUAACAGCCAAGUGCUGUCUGCAUUUGACUGCCUUUUUGAAGCAGCGAGGGAAGCAGGGACGACAGACUACACGGCCAUCACAUCGCAGCCAAGCUUUCGGGAACUGUGCAACCGGGCCCUGAAGCGCAUGCGUUUCUACGAGAUUGAAGACACCAUCUCGCUGUUCAAGAUGGCCACCUUCUUCAAGAUCCCCGCCAACACGGGCCUGGUACAGGCCAUUGCACAGAUGCUGAGGCACAGCAUCAAUACCCUAUCCCUCCAGCAGCUCAUGUUCAUCAACAGCCUGCUGGUGCAGCAGAAGAACGGCUCCUCACUGACCGAAGCACUCAAGAUGGCCGUGCCCCUGGUAUUCCAGACCCAGCUACCCAUUCAGCUGGACUUCACCAACGCGGAGGAUGUCGUGCAGUGCUUCAAGUUUGCCUACCAGAAGGAGCUCGACCCUGCGCUGAUCGAGAAACUGGCGGUGUCCCUGCUGUCGCACGUGCCCAAUCUGACGUCCGAGCAGGCGGCCACCCUGGUGCUGACCGUUGGCCUCACGGCGCCGUCGGCGUCCUCCGCCAUCCCGGGAGUUCUCGACCUGGUUACAGCUGCUGAGCGGGUCGUCGUCUCCAACCUUGGCUCGUUCCCUCCCAAGGCCAUCCGUGCCUUUCUGUCCUGCUUCAUGCGUGGCUUCUACUCCAAAGACCUGCUGGAGGCCCUCGUGCGCAAAGGCAUGCAGGAAGGCUGGGAGCUCUGGCAGAUGUCGCUGCUCCUCCAGGGCUGCCUGCGCGCCAAGUACGCGACUCCCGAGCUCUCGGAGUAUGUGGCAGAGCGGGUGGUGAAGGAGGCGGGGACGGUCUCCGACGACGGCCGCGUCUCCAUCGUGGUGUUUGCCCAGGCCGCCGCGGCGUGCCCGAAGAACGCCCCGACGUUCCGGGAGGCGGGCCAGGUGCUCGCGCUGUGCAGGGAUAAGCUGCACCUGGCCCAGCUGGCCGUGCCGCACCUGUUCGUUUCGACGGCGGUGAGCCUGGCGUCGCUGCACUGCUACCCCAAGGAGGUGCUGGACGUCGCGUUCAGCGAGGAGUUCCUCUCCAAGGCCAGGUUCAAAGUGCCCCAGAAGCGCUGGGCUGGCAUGCUGCGGGACCUUCUGCAGCUGGAGCAAGGGGUGCGCAUCGAGCUCAAGGGGGGCUACGAAGGACCCCUGCUGCCGGAGUCCCUGAGGCAGGAGGCCAUUGCCCUGGUGGCCAGGGAGAGCAGCACCCUGCUGCCCCUCAAGAAGAGCCUGGAGGUGGCCCUGGGAGGAGGCCAGUUCCUCAAGGCCGCCCUGUGGACGCGCCAUGGCUACUUUGUCGACUUUGCUGUGGUAAUGAGAAAGGGUGAAUAUCCAAUGGCCAUCAACAUGCAGCCCAUGCAAGACGAAGAUGGAGAGUUUUCUUACAUCGAAGACUUGACUGUACCUGAAGAUUCUAAAAUUCUUACUGUGGUAACUGCUGAUGCAAGUAGCUACUGGAGGGACACGGCAGCUCUGCGAAGAAGCGUUGUCACCAAGCUGCAUCACCUAUCCACAUUGGGAUACUGCCCACUUCUGGUAAAUGUGGAUCAGUGGAAGUCCUUGAUGGACCACGAGAAAAUCCCCUAUUUGAUGCGAGAAGCAAAGGCUGUCUUGAGCGAAGGCGAUGCUUCGUGGGCAAUGCACAUGAAGUAGUGUAUAGGCUGCAUAGCAGUGUUAAUAAACCAGUAUAUCUUUACGUGA
Molecule: messenger RNA, 2365 nt
Organism: Ixodes scapularis (black-legged tick)
Lineage: Eukaryota; Metazoa; Arthropoda; Arachnida; Ixodida; Ixodidae
Exons: 9
Coding region: 371-2317 (648 amino acids)
Biological process (GO): mitochondrial RNA processing; regulation of mitochondrial mRNA stability
Cellular component (GO): mitochondrial matrix; ribonucleoprotein granule
Molecular function (GO): RNA binding
Source: RefSeq, a predicted model, not a curated record